Messenger RNA from Arachis stenosperma, 735 nucleotides. RefSeq names its product peroxiredoxin Q, chloroplastic-like. Bases 94 to 735 code for a protein of 213 amino acids. Gene Ontology annotation, molecular function: thioredoxin peroxidase activity. The transcript is spliced from 2 exons. NCBI's taxonomy places the organism in Eukaryota, Viridiplantae, Streptophyta, Magnoliopsida, Fabales, Fabaceae. Gene Ontology annotation, biological process: cellular response to oxidative stress; cell redox homeostasis. Gene Ontology annotation, cellular component: chloroplast thylakoid membrane; cytoplasm. The record is from RefSeq and is a predicted model, not a curated record.
GGUGAGGAAUGGUCCACGCCAGUAAGAAUGAGGCGUUAACGCUUCCUUCCUUAUCCCUUUGUUAGAUUCAGCUUUCACAACACAACCCAAGACAUGAAGAUGGCUUCCCUGACUGCCCCAAAGCACUACUCCCUCCCAACCUUCCUCCGCCCUCAAUCUCCCAAAUACCCUUCUCACUAUCCACUCCUUUCCACAUCCUCUGCUUCUCAAUUCUGUGGCCUCAAGCUAUCUUUCUCCACUCCCAAUGCCAAUGCUGCUUCUCCGCUUCUACUUCCUUCCGUUUUUGCCAAGGUGAGUAAAGGUUCAAAGCCACCACCAUUCACGCUCAAAGAUCAAGAUGGAAAGACCGUCAGCCUCUCCAAAUUCAAAGGCAAACCUGUGGUUGUCUAUUUCUACCCUGCAGACGAGACCCCUGGCUGCACCAAGCAGGCUUGUGCUUUCAGGGACUCCUACGAGAAGUUCAAGAAAGCAGGAGCCGAGGUUGUUGGAAUCAGCGGCGACGAUCCUUCCUCUCACAAGGCUUUUGCCACCAAGUACAGACUUCCAUUCACUUUGUUGAGUGAUGAGGGUAACAAAGUCAGGAAACAAUGGGGAGUACCCGGUGAUUUCUUUGGAGCAUUGCCUGGCAGAGAGACCUAUGUUCUUGACAAGAAUGGUGUCGUUCAACUUGUUUACAACAACCAGUUCCAACCUGAAAAGCACAUUGAUGAGACCUUGAAACUACUUCAGGGUUAG